AACUAGCUAUCUAGCUAUAACGUUCCAUCUGAAAAAUGUCAAAAUUGUAUGAACAUGCAUGUUGACAAACGAAGCUAUAACGACGUUAUAAACAUCUGUCAAGGCUCAAGUCUUGAAUAUGUUGGGUUGCGUUACAUUAUUGCGUCACGAAAGCCAUCAGCUGGGGAAUAUAUUACACUCGAUUUCUCGAGUUACUGUGGCUUUGUCAUAGGAGCUUGCGCCAUUCUCCUUGGAGACGGCAUCGCAGAAAUGUGGGUAGCUUGCUAAAAAAUACAGUGUUAGGGCCUAUGAGGGGGGCAAUCUUGGCAACAUCACUUGGCACGGUCACUACCGAAGAAGUCUCCCGAAACGGAAGACGUGACAGGAUGAACAACAUCAACAAAAGCAGACCCUCCAGCUCCGCCAGUUUCUCCUCUACAUCAACAGCAAGUGCCCUUGAUGAUGAAAGCACCAGCCUCAGGCAGCAGAAGCUGGAAAAGCAGAGGGCGCUGUUGGAGCAGAAGCAGCGGCGGAAGCGGCAGGAGCCUCUGAUGGUGCAGCCCAACCCAGAGGCCCGGCCCAGGCGCUCCAAGCCUCGGCGCAGUGAGGAGCAGGCCCCGCUGGUGGAGUCACGCCUCGGCAUCAUCAGCGAUGUCAUCAUGGAUGGUAUCGACGGCCCUGCUGCCUUCAUGGGCUCUGAGGCCCCAGACCUGGGUACCAAGAUCCAGAUUCUGUCGGUGAGCAAGUCCCAGCCCCUGUCCCUGUCCCAGCCGCUGCACCAGUCUCCCCUCGCCGAGGAGCCUGACCGGGACGGGGACACGGAGACUCUGCUGGAGCCCAAGAUGGACAUUCACGAGCUGCUGCAGAAACGAGAGGCGUGGGACAUCUCUCUCAGCCCCUCCCCCUCUCUGAUUGACCCCGCCAACGGCAGGGUGGUCCAGUUGGUUGGUGCAGUGGAGGAGGGCCCAGAGGAGGGGCCGGAGGAGGGGCCAGAGCGCCCACUGUCUGCCAGGGAGAAACUACUCCAGUCAGGUCUGUCAGGCAGUAUGAACUACGAAGAGGCCAGUGAGGAUGAGGAACACGGUGAUGAAGACCGACCACGCUCGCUGUCCCCCAACCCAGAGUCAACACGGCCUGCGUCUGCCUCCAGCGCAAAGUCCAACACAGAGUGCGUGACACCGGGGUCGCCCACGGCGGAGAGCGCCCUGAUCGAAGUGGACAACCUGGAGGAGUUUGUGGUGCGUCCCGCCCUCCGCGGCGUCACCGUCAAGUGCCGCAUAUCCCGGGACAAGAAGGGAAUGGACCGCGGCCUGUAUCCCACCUACUUUAUGCACAUGGAGAGAGAGGACGGCAGGAAGCUGUUUCUUCUGGCUGGGAGGAAGAGGAAAAAGAGCAAGACGUCCAACUACCUGAUCUCAGUGGACGCCACGGACCUGUCACGCGAGGGAGAGAGCUUCAUGGGGAAACUGAGGUCUAACCUGAUGGGGACCAAGUUCACGGUGUAUGACCAGGGCACCAACCCCUGUAAGAACCCUGGAGCUUUGCUGGAGGAGAGCAACACACGACAGGAACUCGCAGCCAUCUGCUAUGAGACCAACGUUCUGGGGUUCAAAGGUCCCCGCAAGAUGACCGUCAUCAUCCCAGGCAUGAACAUGAACUUUGAGAGGGUUCCUGUCCGUCCAAACUGUGAGCAGGACAGCCUUCUAAGUAAGUGGCAGAACCAUUCACUGGAGAACCUGAUCGAGCUGCACAACAAGGCCCCUGUGUGGAAUGACGACACCCAGUCCUACGUGCUCAAUUUCCACGGCCGCGUCACACAGGCCUCCGUCAAGAACUUUCAGAUCGUCCACGACAACAAUCCGGACUACAUCGUAAUGCAGUUUGGCAGAGUGGCCGAGGACGUAUUCACCUUAGACUACAACUACCCCAUGUGUGCCCUGCAAGCCUUUGCCAUUGGCCUGUCCAGUUUCGACAGCAAACUGGCCUGCGAGUGACCAACCCCAUCACGACUCCUAACUCGCCAUUCCCUCCAUGGCCUUUUCAACCCCCCCCCUCCAGGACAAUGCCAACUCCACAACACUGCCCCUCCACCUCCCCCUCACAGGAUUCAGCGCCUUCCUUGUACAGAUCACCAACAGUCUGCCACUAUGAAAAUAAUCAUGAAUUAAGACCUCUCACCCGUACGUGGUACAUCCAAUCAUGGCACACGAAUCACGCUGACUUGGAGAGCGGAUGAAGAGAGUGGGUGUGUGAAAGAGAGGACUAAAGCAAGUAGAUUUGGGUGGAGGAUAUAGGAUUUUCCUUAUCGGCAGAAAAAUGAAAUUACCGUCCGCAAAGGGAAACUGGUCAUAAAUCAUUAAGGCGCCUUUGUUUUCAUUUGUAUUUAUCUGUAGUUCUGUUUCAUUGAGUUUGUAUUGCUUUUUGUUGCUUUAGCUGUUGUAUAUUGGUGAUUUUAUGUGUAUUGAAAUUGGUUGAAAGGGAAAAAUGACACCAAGCAUCAUAGACCAAACUGUCGUGGGCACUCCCUGUUAGGGACAGGACUUCUAACACAGACUAGACCAGGUCACAAGAGAUGGUGUCUUUGAUUUAUAUCAGAUUGGAAUGUUUUAUAGGCCUCAAAACAUGUCUGAUGAACUUAUGAGUUUGUUCGUUUUUAGCAGAUGUUUUUAAAGUUGCCUUUAAUGUUGAUUCUAAGUGUUAUUUUACUACCAUUUUACAUUCUGUUGCCUUCCACAAUCACUGUUGUGCGAUUCUUUUGACGAACUCUGGAAACUUUAUGGUCUAUAUCCUAAAAUUCACCUCACUGUUUUCAAAUGGUCACGUGGCUUUUGGUUUCCAGCCAUUUUGCAUAAUCAAGAUGUUCAAUAAUUCUAACGUUAAUAUAAAAGGGUUGAAAUAGUUUUUCUUCCUCUUGAAGAUUAAUUUCUCGUAAUCACAUUUAUUUGCCUGCAUAUCAGAAAGUCUUGAAGUCAUGCCUGUCCAUCCAAUGUGUCCUCAUCUGUUUCCUUGUUUUAAAAAAACACGUUAGUAAAAGUAUCUCAGUAGCAUUCUGAGGACUUUGGAACGGAACAUUUCUUACUGCAAUUCCUUUGUACAUGUCAUUUUGUGAUGUCUUAGCCCCAUGUCAAGUUAAAAGCACACGGGAAAGUCAAUAGAGUUGCCCAGCAAGCACGAUUAAAGGAUUUCAUUAUAGUUUUAUAUAAGAUAUAUCUUAAUGUUUGGACAUACUGCUCAUUUUCAAAUAUCAUGAAAUGUCAGUCUAAAUGUAAUUUCAAUGUGUGGAAUACAUAAGUUGGAAUCCAAACAAUAGAGCCUGGAAUCCAAACAAUAGAGGAAUAUUCCGUUUGGAUUCCAAGUGACAACGGUCAUCCUGUACUCAGUCUACAUUAUAUGCCAAACUUAUCUACCCAUGUAAAAUGACACCAGAUUGAAUAAUAACACUACAUUUUAUAUGUACUGUAGCUGGAAGUGUUACUCUGUUCAGCAGACUACACUUGUACUGUACCAUGAGGUCAUUGAGAACCCACUGGGCAAGAACUGGUUGAAUCCACGAUGUUUCUACGUCAUUUCAACCCCAACAUUUGAGGUGAUGACUUUGAAUCAACGCGGAACACUGAUUGGAUUUGCAAAAAUUAUUAUUUUUUAACCUAACUUUUAAAUCCAAUGACUGGGUCGAAUGUUUUGUUGAUUUCACGUUGAAUUCACGACUCAACCAAAUGUAAAUCAAAACUAGAUGUUGAACUGAUGUCUGUGCCCAGUGGGAAAUUACUUUUGGGGUGAUAUUUAAGGUGCAAAAUAGUUCAAAUAUGUGCAAAAAUAUAUUAAAAGGUGACAAGUAAUUUAAGUAGAGUUUUUAGUACACUGAAAAAUGCAUAAAUAGUGGCCUUUUUACAACGCUCGUUGAUGAAGAAAAGUUUAAAAUUACAUCACAAUGCCAGAUUAUUACUUUUACAGUUUUUUUUGCACAGGUUUGAACUAUUUUGCACCAUGAAAAAGUCACCCUUGAUUAAAGUUUCAGCUGGAUGGAUGUGCUAUAGAAA
This is a messenger RNA of Oncorhynchus masou masou (cherry salmon), 4019 nucleotides long. RefSeq names its product tubby-related protein 3-like. The transcript has 13 exons. NCBI's taxonomy places the organism in Eukaryota, Metazoa, Chordata, Actinopteri, Salmoniformes, Salmonidae. Gene Ontology annotation, cellular component: cilium. Bases 288 to 1973 code for a protein of 561 amino acids. Gene Ontology annotation, biological process: protein localization to cilium. The record is from RefSeq and is a predicted model, not a curated record.